Messenger RNA from Meyerozyma guilliermondii ATCC 6260, 1161 nucleotides. RefSeq names its product AAR2 splicing factor family protein. The transcript has a single exon. The record is from RefSeq and is a predicted model, not a curated record. Lineage: Eukaryota; Fungi; Ascomycota; Pichiomycetes; Serinales; Debaryomycetaceae. Bases 1 to 1161 code for a protein of 386 amino acids. Gene Ontology annotation, biological process: spliceosomal tri-snRNP complex assembly.
AUGUCACGGCCGCCCAAAACGACCCUAGUAUUCCUCAAUCUCCCUGUUCAAAGCUCUUCGUGGCUUAUGGGAAUAGAUUUUCAAUUCUUCAACUUGAAGCAGGUUUUUAAAGGUAUUAAGCUGAUUCCUGAUGGGGUUCAUCUUUUGCAUUAUUCAGAAGCACUGACAGAACCAGAUACUUCAGACAAACAAAACGCACUUUCUAGUCUCAGAUACGGCCAUUGGAUUGAAUGCAAAGAGGGUUUUGUUCACAUCUUCUUCUGGGAUGAGGAAUUGCAUCAACUCGUUAUGGUUGAAGAGAACCUGUUGGACUACUCAAAGGGUAUGGCACACCUUGGAGAUGACUACAAGUAUAUGGUCAAUUAUCCUGGAGAUGCAGAAGAAUGGACCAAGUUGACGAACAUGAUUGACUUUGAGAUAAUAGAAGAGUAUUUACCCACAAAAAACGGGUCUGGAGCUGUCAGCACGAUCAUGCCGUCCAGGGAGGAAAGAAUUGCACUCACCGAGAUUCUAAAUCGUAACCAGACAUCCGACAAAACUCCACCUGUCAAAGAAGAUGAAGAGGAAAUCAACUAUACAAUAAUUCAGCACGAAAAACACAGAGAAGACAGAACGGGACAAGAGUUGACGGAUGAUCAUUUCGACAAGUCGUGGUAUCUACAAGAGCUUUACGGCCAUGAUAACGAGUUGCUCAUUGCCGAGUUGCAAUUGGCAUUUGUCAAUUUUGUGGCGGUCGGUAGUUUUUGCUCUGGAAUGCAAUGGCUAAGUUUGGCCAAAUUGGUCCUGACUAGCAAAUCAUUUUUGGAUCGAAACAAAAAUUUCUUCUUUCAGUUUCUAUGCACUUUUCACCUACAGCUCAUAAAGCUUCCUUCCGAGCUUUUGGUAGAUGAGCUCAACCUCCAUAAUCAGCUAAACAUCAAAAUUUAUGUGGAAGUGAUGGAAAACUUUAGCGACAUCUUUGACGCAAUGAGCGGAAAUUGCUGUGGAAAAAUGAAGCUUAAAGGUAAUUUGCAGAACAUAUGGCACAACAUUGUGGCUACAAAUAAGAAGUUUGGUAUAGAUUUGAAACAGUUGAAGCGCUUGGUGGAUGAAGAAAACUUUGAAGUGUUCAACUUGGAAGACUACGACGAAAAUGACGAAGACAUGCCGGUCAUCGUGUGA